AUGUCAGUACCUGACCCCGAUGAAAUUAUGGAUACUCAUGCUGUCGAAGAACCGGCUGAUGAAAACGGUUUUGAAGCUGGCAAUGCGAAUGAGAUUGACGAUGACUUUGCAGGAAUUAGCGAGACAUUACCGGUUGCGUCGCAUCAGGAAAAUGACGCUGCUCCAUUUAACCCGUCAGUACAAGUAGUUAACAGCGCUCCUGUAGACCUGGACAGUAUUGCUUCUACGUACGAAGGUUACGGUUUGAUAAAUAGAUUGUUUUUUAUUGCUGAUAUGUGUCCUCCCAUGAAGAUGGAAGCUUUAGCAAUGGUGCUCGAUUAUAUUGUGCAGAACACUUCUGAUGUCUCUUCGUACGCUUUGGUUUUUAAAAAGCUAGAAGACAAUCGAGCAAGCGGGUUUUCUUCCGAAGAACAUGGUAAUAGUGACGAACUAACUAGAGCCCCAGGUCCUGUAGAUCGAGACUCUGGCUUUGGAAGCGGAUCUCAAAGCGUUUCAACUUUACAGCGUGAUGCACAGUGGAUAGAGACAACUACUGCUAAAGCAAAUACUCGAUUUGACGCUCUAUUUUCUGAGUUUAAAAGACAGAAGGAAGAGGGAGUUAAGGAAUCGACACGACGAGCGAUGGACGAACUUUUCCAGCACCAAGUUCACAUGGGACGUUUACAAGAUGCUAUGAAACUGUUCAGUACUGGUGUCCGCGAAUACUGUUCCAAUCCAAAACAUGUCAUUCAGAUGUUACUGAGUUGGAUUGAAGUAAGCAUUUAUCAGAAUCAGUGGCAUCGCGUUGACCCGUUGCUGGCUCAGAUUGAAAGAUCAAUAACGGAAGCGCAGGAAUCAGAGGCUACGACUAACACUUCAGCUAGGGCAAGCCGAUAUCCUGCGGGCGUACCACAGACAGCAACGAAAAAUAUGAAGGAAUUUAUUGAUGGAGCAAAAGCAAAAGUCGCUGCUAUCUUUGCGUUAUAUCGGCUUUACAUGAAGAGUUAUAAAUUAGUUGCAGAAAAGUGCUUAACGAUUGAUCUGAGCUACUUUAAUUAUCCUAAACUUAUUUCGGCUAAGGAUAUAGCUGUUUAUGGUACACUUUGCGCCCUGGCAACUUUUGAUCGGGCGGACCUCAAGUCGAAAGUUUUGGGUAGUUCUCUCUUUAGAAAGUUUUUGGAUUCCGAACCGAAAUUAAUUGAACUUCUACAGAAAUUCGUACGUGGUGCUUUUGGUCCAUGCCUAGAUAUCAUGGGAGAGAUUCGUGAUCAAUUGUUAUUGAAUUUGUAUCUUUCACCUCAUUUGAAAACAAUUUAUCGUUUAAUCAGGCGGCGUGCUAUUGUGCAGUAUUUUAUCCCUUUUGCUGCUGCAGACAUUCGGAAAAUGGCAUCUGUAUUCCGAGUUACUAUUGACGAGCUAGAAGACGAAUUAGUUGAACUUAUUGAGAGUGGGGCCAUCUCGGCUCGAAUCGACUCAUACAACAAGGUUUUGUAUGCCAAACGGGGUAAUAGGAGGGCCGAUGUUUAUCGAAAAGCUUUGAAACUAGAUCGGAUUCUGUCAGAAUAUGCCAACGGUACUGUCUUGCAUGCUGCUUUACACGAAGCACAAAUCUGUGUUGGACAGUCUGAUUCUGUAACCAAAGGACCAAGGCGGCGUCCAGCUCAGGGGGGAUGUGAUGAUCUUGGGUUUGGGAAAUGUUCUGCAGUUUAUGGGGCAAGGAGUAUCUUAUCACGGAUCCUUGGCAGUGUAAGAACAGGUCCAAAUGCUUCUCUUCAAGCCCCGCUGCAGUCUGCUGAGGCGGAUAGUUCAAAUGAAAAAGGAAUGACAAGUGCGGUAAAAAUGGCAAAGGUGUCAGCAGCUUCUGAUGACGUGGAUGUAGAAAACGCUAGUUCUUUGCCACCAAUGAAUGUAGUAGAGGAUGUGCUUAUGGCUUCGAACAACGAGAAAUCUGAAGAUCAACAGCCUCCUCCUGUACCUUUCUCUAAGCAGUCGACCUCUGCUAAGGAUCAGUCAGAACACCAAAGGUGA
Molecule: messenger RNA, 2007 nt
Organism: Enterobius vermicularis (human pinworm)
Lineage: Eukaryota; Metazoa; Nematoda; Chromadorea; Rhabditida; Oxyuridae
Source: the annotation of a GenBank genome assembly